GAGCAGUAGUUUAGGCAUUAUGUUAGGCUCCUUAAUUUUUGUUGGGAUUUGCAUCUUCCUCUUUUUCUUCCUAAUCAGGAUCCAAAAGCCAAAGAACUUCCCCCCUGGACCACGACCCCUACCCAUGGUUGGCAACCUUCUUCAUUUUAACAUCAACAAUCCUUUGAAAGACUUUGAAUUGUUGGCUGAGCGUUAUGGGAAUGUUUAUAGCCUCUAUCUUGGAAGAAGCCCAGCUGUUGUACUUAACGGUUUGAAUGCAAUAAAAGAAGCUCUGGUGACCAAAUAUGCAGAUUUUUCUGGUCGCCCACAAAAUUUGCUAAUCAGCCAUAUGAUGGAAGGAAAAGGAGUUGCACUAGCUGAUUAUGGUCCUGCAUGGAAGGAGCAUCGACGCUUUGCUCUUAUGACCUUAAGGAACUUUGGUAUGGGAAAACAGUCUAUGGAGAACAGGAUUCUGGGAGAAAUUGAACAUCUUGUUGCAAAACUGGAGAAGCAUGUAGGAAGUGUCUUACAUCCUCAGACUUUGUUCCAUGAUGCAGCAUCAAAUAUCAUCUACCUGAUGUUGUCUGGCACUCGAUAUGAAUACGGUGAAGAAACCCUUAAUAAAUCUGUUAAAUGGAUUACUGAAAUUACCAAGAUUCUUAAUGGACCUUGGUCAUUGAUCUAUGAUACGCUUCCAUGGACAAGAUCUCUGCCUCUUCCUUUUAUGAAAUUGUUUAAAAACAACAAUUUACUUAAAGAAAUGACAAUGACCAUGAUCAAAAACCACAAGACAACAAGAGUCAGAGGAGAGCCGAGAGACUUUGUCGACUGCUAUCUGGAUGAUCUUGAUAUGGUAUGUUUGUGUGGAUCCACAUUCAAUGAAGACCAAUUGGUAAUGUACAUUUUAAAUCUGCAUAUGGCUGGAACUGAUACCACGUCCAACACCCUCCUUACGGCUUUCCUCUAUCUCAUGGCUUAUUGUGACUCUCAGGGUUUACACUUUACUUUAUUGAACUUUAUAUGCAAGUAUGAGACUGAUGGGGUUCUACACGGAAAAUUUCAUGUGUCUUUUGAGGACAGAAACAACAUGCCAGACACACAGGCUGUAAUCCACGAGUCUCAGUGCAUUGCCAGUUUUGGUCCUCUGAGUGUAUUCCACCCGACCACAAGAGAUACUGAACUGAUGGGCUACAGCAUCUCAAAGUUGGGAACUAAUAUCAUCCCAAACCUCUCGUCAGUGCUGAAUGAAGAAGGCCAAUGGAAGUUUCCUCAUGAGUUUAACCCAUCAAACUUCCUCAAUGGAGAAGGACAGUUUGAGAAGCCUGAGGCAUUUAUACCAUUUUCUGCUGGGCCUCGUUUAUGUCUGGGUGAAGGUCUGGCUCGCAUGGAGCUCUUUCUCAUCUUUGUCUCCCUGCUGCACCGCUUUCAGUUCAUUUGGCCUAAAGAUGCACGAGACCCAGAUUUCACUCCUGUGUUUGGAAUCACACUUACACCCAAACCAUACAAGAUGGGAAUUAGGCUGAGACAGACAGCUAGAGAAAUCUAGAAAUUGUCAGGAGAUAUAAUUAUAUAUACUGACAGAUACUUCAUGGAAAAUUAAAUUGUAUUAUAUCACAAUAACUGAACAACUGAUGCAGUAAUAGACUCACAAGAAGAAGAAUGCUAAGGAUGCUAAUGUUGUUUUGGACAUUUGGAAUAGAGAAUAAAGCCUGUCCUUCUAACCAUUAUU
Molecule: messenger RNA, 1708 nt
Organism: Clarias gariepinus (North African catfish)
Lineage: Eukaryota; Metazoa; Chordata; Actinopteri; Siluriformes; Clariidae
Product: cytochrome P450 2F2-like
Exons: 9
Coding region: 20-1525 (501 amino acids)
Biological process (GO): xenobiotic metabolic process
Cellular component (GO): cytoplasm; intracellular membrane-bounded organelle
Molecular function (GO): heme binding; iron ion binding; oxidoreductase activity, acting on paired donors, with incorporation or reduction of molecular oxygen, reduced flavin or flavoprotein as one donor, and incorporation of one atom of oxygen
Source: RefSeq, a predicted model, not a curated record